UUAUUAAAGUUACAACGGUGUUUGGGUUUUUUGGUAGUGAGUAAGCAUGUUUAGAAGGAAAAAGAAACCAAACUAACAAGAUGAGUGAAAGUAAAUCGUACCCGGUUAAAGUUUAUCUUUAUGAUAUUUCAAAAGGGAUGGCGAAAGCCCUGUCCCCCUUCCAUUCUUGGGAGGCAGAUAGAUGGUGUUUGGCACACUGGAGUGGUGGUGUAUGGAAAGGAAUACUAUUUUGGGGGCCUGGGCGGAAUAGAGUCCUGUGAUGUGGGAGGAACAGUUCUUGGUGCACCAGACACUGUGUUGGAUAUGGGAAGCACUGAGAUACCUAAGGAAGUAUUCAUGAACUACCUGGCCGACCUGUCUGCCAGCACGUACCGGCCAGAGAAGUACCACCUUCUCGAACACAACUGUAACAACUUCAGUGCAGAUACUACACAGUUUUUGACGGGCAAGACCAUUCCCUCUUACAUCACUGGUCUACCCAGUGAGUUUCUAAGCACCCCCCUUGGUCAAAUGAUAAAGCCUCUGAUUGACCAGCUGUCCGUCCAGCCAUCCGGCGGUCGCACUCUGUUUCCCGCCAGUUCGGGCCACUCCUCCAAACAGAACAAAAAUGCCAGCUCGUGUUAUUCAGCAUCAUCACCUGAAAACUUCACAUCACACAGUGACCUGGGUCGCUCUGACCUGCGUCACUCCGACCUCAGUGAACCCGUCAGCCAGUCGGGUUUCAGGUCGGAUCCUGUGAAGAAGAAGUGUCCUACUGAUGUAGAACCAGUCAUCUUCAAACCAGAUGGGGACUUUCUUGAACAGUGUAUGAACAAAGAGACCAACCAAACGACAGACGGCGUCUUCCCACCUGGAGACACGGAGCUGUGGCAGGAAAUAACAGAAUAUCUCUCGACAGAAGAGUGCUCCUUUUCCCUCGGAAGGAUUCAUCUUCAGAUUAUUGGUAGAGCGAUAAAUAACCCUGAGAUUUCCGUGGAGAAGAAGCUCUGCAUGUGUCAUCUUCUUCAACUGCUGGUGCUCAGAAACGACUUUCUGCACCUUCUGUCACAUGACACGAGUCACAUGGUCACCAGUCUGCUCACUCACUUUAUGGAGCAGACGUUAUCGUUUAAAAUAGAUCUUAUCAAAAUGCUUGCCAACUGUUACUCUUCUGACUACAGUCGUGCAGUGAUGUCUAAAGUGCAGGACUCUGAUUCUGGUGAGUUCAAGAUGGAGAAGCGGAUCUCUCAGAUUUGUACGUCGUGUCUGCUUGACGAGACGGUGCCCGAUAUGAUGGAGGCUGCAGCAGGUCUGGUGCUCAACAUCAGUCUCGGGAAGGUCAGUUAUGACACUGAACUAGAAAUUGGCAGUGCGCUACUUCACUGCUUACGGCAGCCUCUUCCAACAGAGAAAGCUACUCUCUGUUGCCUGUCUAGUGUGUUACAGUUCACAGAAUGCAAUGCUGAGGUUCGUUCCUUGGCUGGUAUACUGGGGAUUGACUGGUCACAACACACUGGAAUUUCUUCUCGAGCAAAACAAAUCUGUGAUAAACUUUUGACCCAAAUCAACUAGUAAAAUAUUAAGUGGGACAUUCUUAAUAGUAUCAAGAAUUACUGUGUAAUACUUGAAUGGAGAGUAAGAUUUUGAAAACAUUAAUACACAAAGAGUUCGUUUCCAAAUUUUGGAGUUUGCGAUGAAAGGUAUACUGAUAUUAGUAUAUGAUAAUAAAGUUUACGUCAAAACGCAAUCUAUACCCAUUAACUUGGAUGCUAAAACUAUGCUAUGUCAUGUUGCAGCAAAAUCACGCUUCAUCUCAAAAUCACAUAAAUGGAUAUAUUCUUCAAUAUAUUUAUAGUCAUAGUGCUUUAGUAACAAGUGUGUGCAACCUGCUAACCUUUAGUAGAUGAUGUUCAAGCUUAAUCUUUAUUAAUUUAUUCAAACUGUGUGUUAGAACAUUUACUCAAUGUGUCUGACAUUUCCAGACAACGUUCUACGAAGCACGCAAGAAAAAAGAAGAAAGUUCUGUCUUGCAUGGUUGCAGUUUUGCAAGAUAAAGCCAAAGUGUCAUGAGAAAAAUCAUGAAGAAACACGUUUAUCAUGUUAUUACAGGGAUCGAACGCAAUGACAGCACCGACAGGAAUUCCCGUCAUUAAGAUCUAAAUUGUCAUAAGUCGGGUGCAUCUCCAACGACAGUUUUGUGCCGCUAGAUAAAAAUUUAUGCUAUACUAAAACUCCUCGAUAAUGGCAAAAUUUAUACACCUGGUGUACAUUAUCUGCCAGUAUGUAACAUUUUUACUUUUGCUGUCGGUGGGCCAUUUCACCCACAAUUUUUUUUUUUUUUUUACAAAUUCUUAAGUUCUAGCCCCAUUAUUAUUAAAAAAAAGUGGGGAAAACGAAACCUAUCAAAUUGAAAGUGUAUGAUAUUAGUUGUUUAUACUGGGCUGUUCACAGUGUUCAACAAAUAUUCGCUGGAAGGGAGAGGGAGCUAAUAUUAGUUUUUGUUUAACGACAUCACUAGAGUACAUCUGUUAGUAACUAAUAGCAACUACUGGAUGACAAACAUUUGAUAAUUCUAACAUAUAGUCUUAGAGGAAACCUGCUACAUUUUUUCAAUAGUAAUAACAGAUCUUUAUAAAUAGUAUGCACUUUCCAACAGACAGGACAGCACAUAUCACAGCCUUGGGGCACUGUAUGGGAAGAAACAAAUGAAAAAAAGAAUUGAUCCACCAAAGGGGUUCGAUUUUAUAAACAAAGCAUCUCAGCUAAUGCUGUACCAAUGGAGCUAGAAAAAACCCCUGGAGAUGGGGUUAAUGCCAGUGGUAUGCUUUUAAAAAAAAAAAAUCUGUAAGAAUAUCAUUUGCUAAAGGGGCGAGAUGUAGCUCAGUCAGUUGAGUGCUCACUUGAGGUGCUUGUGUUGCAGGUUCGAACCACCUUGAUG
Molecule: messenger RNA, 2917 nt
Organism: Gigantopelta aegis
Lineage: Eukaryota; Metazoa; Mollusca; Gastropoda; Neomphalida; Peltospiridae
Exons: 11
Coding region: 121-1551 (476 amino acids)
Biological process (GO): protein modification by small protein removal
Molecular function (GO): peptidase activity
Source: RefSeq, a predicted model, not a curated record